Candidozyma haemuli is the source of this 2871-nucleotide messenger RNA. It is a transcript of the gene GCR3, whose product is annotated as Gcr3p. Gene Ontology annotation, cellular component: nucleus; nuclear cap binding complex. Gene Ontology annotation, biological process: nuclear-transcribed mRNA catabolic process, nonsense-mediated decay; mRNA export from nucleus. Lineage: Eukaryota; Fungi; Ascomycota; Pichiomycetes; Serinales; Metschnikowiaceae. The record is from RefSeq and is a predicted model, not a curated record. The coding region runs from base 1 to 2871 and encodes 956 amino acids. Gene Ontology annotation, molecular function: mRNA binding; protein binding; RNA cap binding. The transcript has a single exon.
AUGGAGAAUCUGAACAAGAGAUCCAGAGACGACUUUGAGGGCCCUAAUGCCCAUGCGGGCCCUGGGUACGACGACUACGACGACCCUUCGAAGAAACAACACAUUGAUCCAACGGCUGAGUUGAUUGUCAACAUCUGCAAAGAUAUCAGACGUAUUGGGGAGAACAGUAACUUGGCUACGCAGGUGGACGAUAUUUCGUACAUUUCGAACCCCAUUGUGGCUGAGUUUGAGAAGAUUGAUAAGUUGAGGGAGGCUAUUUUGUCUACGUUGUAUGCUGUGGUGAUUGAACAACCGCAGAAGAUCACCGCUUUGAGUGUGCUUAUUUUCAUUUGCAACGCUAAGAACUUCUUGGUGGCUAAGUACGUUAUCGAGUACUUCCACGCUAAAGCUCAGGGCCUACUAGACAAACUUAGGGAGCUGUCGAUGGAGGUUGAGACGAGGGAGGAGAAACAAGCCGAGGAGGCUGGUGUGUUCAACGACUUGAAGUCUGUGUUUAAGUUCUUGGGCGCAUUAAACCCAAUUAUCAGUGAAAAUGCUGUUUCUAGUCUUUUCAAACAGCUCUUGACGACUGCGGUUGAAUUGCAGACCAACUCUGGUGAGAAGAGAAACGGUAUCGCUGAAGAGAUCUUCUAUAAUGUCUUGAUUGCGACUCCAUACCUUCUUGCCAACGACUUCUCCGAGUCUACUAUUCAAGCUGCCAAUGAGAUUCUUGAAUUGGCUGCUACUUUCCAGAUUGUGGAAAGCGAUGAUGAAAGAUCCGUUACGGUGCUUGAACCUUUCGACCCAAAACACAAAAACUUUAUUGAUGAGUUGCCAUACAAGCCAAGGAAGCUUAUCACUUUGAUUUUACCCGCUCUUGUGGCCUUGCAGAAAUCUGAAAAGAACUGGGAGGGUUUCAAGGGUGCUCUUUUCCUUGACUACAGCGACUUGCUCGAGCCAAUCAUCAAAGAAGCCUUGGAAACAAAUGAGAUUUCUCAUGAUCUCGUCAAGCACUCUUUGCCUCAGUUGUCCAUUCCUUCUAUUGAAGAGAUCGGAUCCUAUAAGCCAGACGGUUUGAUCGACAACCUUUGGUUCCAGCACCCAAGACUUCUAUUCCAGGUCUACAACACCACCACUGAUUUCGAGACUGUACCUUCCAUUGAAUCUUACUUUGGUUUGUUCUUCAAGGAUCUUGCCUUCGAUAUCUUGACAAACAUGUCUUUUAACCAGAAAGAAGCCUCUAUUCAGUUGUCUAUCUUGGACUUGUUCUGUUCCAGAGACUUGUUUAGUCCUCCAGGUUCUUCUGUUGAUCAGCUUGCUAUGAUUGCUAAAGACAACGAAGCUGGCGAGAACGUUCCACCUCUUUCCACCUGGAAGGUGGAAGAUGUUGCCGUGGAGAGUAUCCUUACUAUGAUUUUCCAGCUUCCUAAGCCUCUCCACUAUGAGAUCUACUACUACACUGUCUUGAUCUCUUGUUGUCAAGAGAGUCCAGAGUCAAUCGCUCCUGUCUUCGGCAGAGCCAUCAGAUUCUUCUACAAGAACUUAGAGACGCUAGACUACGAAUUGAAGAUCAGAUACAUGGAUUGGAUGACAACCCAGAUAUCUAACUUCGAUUUCAGUUGGAAAUGGGAUGAGUGGGUCGCUGACUCUCAGCUUUACGCAAAGCUCUACUACCACCCAAAGAAGAACUUCAUCAAGAACUUGAUUGCCAAAGAGAUUCGUCUUUCCAACAAGGCCAGAAUCAAGGAUAGUUUUGUCACCAUGCAGCAGGACGAAAAUGGAGAUAACAAGCUCAUGGCACUUGAAGAAUUCUACAAGUAUCUCGACAUCUCCCUAUAUCCUAAUGCUUUGGACUUCGUUAUCAACUAUGAUUAUGAAUUGUACGGUGGAAACAAUGAGGAAUUGAAGAAGAUCGUGACUGAGGCAAUUUACCAACGUAAGGAUGCUACGGCCGACCGCUUGAUGUUGUCGCCUCAAGAGGAGCUCAUCUACGAAUUCUCCAAUCCCCAGCUUCCUCUUCACGAGGUUGCCAACAAGCUCUAUGACUUUAUUAUUGCCAACUGGAGAUCUAACGAACAGUUCCAUGACAUGAUCAAAGAAACAAUCGAGGCUAUUAAGUCGUCUGUGGUGCACGUUGACGCUGAACGUAUCUUGAUCAACUUGCUUUUCCAAACCUACGCCUACAUUGGUUCAAGAUCGAUCUAUUCUGUUGUCAGUAUCAUCAACAGAGACAUUGCCAAGUUGAAGUUCAUCAGUGGCCAAACGGUGACAGAAGAGGACUACAAGGCAAGUGGAACCGACUUCAACUUCCCAGAAUUGGAAUUGACACCAGAGGAGUUCCAACAAAGACAAGAGUGGAUCGUUGACUCAAUCUUAAGAAUCUGGGUCCACCAGCCACAGGUUGCUUUCCUUAUUUUGGAAUACCUUAUCGAGUUCGGUAUUCUUAAUCCUUCUUUCCUUAUGAAGAAAGCCUUGAACUUCGAACACAACCUCAUCAUCAGCAACGUCUCUUGUAUGGAAUCCAUCAACCGUGUCUUGAGCACAAGCGCUAAGGGUGACGGUUUCAAGGACGUGAUGCUCACCUUGUUUGGACAAAUUGUGGAGAACUUGAACCGUAUUGUUGACAGUCUCGAGCUUGAAAAUCCACAGAGCGAUGAGAUUGAAAUCACCAAGACUUUUGAAGAGGACCAGAAGGAAGAUACUGCUUUAAUGACCAAGAUCGACCUCCAAUGGCUCUUCUACGAGUACAGAGGCUUACUCAAGACGUACUUGAGAAAGUUCAACGUCGAACACGCUGAAUUCUUGGAGAAUGCCAGAGACUUAUUCAGUGACAUCAAGAACGAUCCUACAAAGAAUGACGUUUUCAAAUGGCUUGAAGAAUUACAGUAUUAA